UCGCCCGCUAAGCCGCUCGCCCGGGGCGCCGCUCUUUCUCUUUUCUCUCUUUUUCUCUGUUCGUCUGUCUCUCGCUGAUGCGGCCGCGCUGAGGCCGAUGCGGGCGCCGCCAUGCCGCGCUGCCUCAUGGCCAAGAAGUGGAAGGUGGCCCCUGCGGCGGAGCUGGCCGAGGAGUCUGACGAGGAGAUCGACGUGGUUGGCGAGGGGCGCGGCCGCAGCCCCGCGCCCGCCGCCACCGCCCCGGGUCCUUCUCCCAGAGACCCCGAGCCAACGCUCCUCUACAACGGUUACACCGAGGAGCGGCCUUCCACACAGUUUACCGCCCAGCUCCCGAGUGAGGUGAGCCCGGCCCCCGCCGGCCCCGCCCCCACUCCUCAGCCGGCGCUUCAGCCUCUAUCCUAUGCCCUUCUGCACCUCUCCGCCUCAGACUCGACAGACCCGCCUUUCCUCCAGGUACCGCUCCCGUCUUCGCCUGUCUCCCCUCCUCCGCCACCGGCGAGCGGCAAAUCCAUCUCCAUGUGCUACACCAGCACUGGAACACUCCUCUCUCUGCCACCGAAGAAGAAAGACAUCUACCGCCCAUACUGCCUCGUGGACCGCGCGUCACACCUCAACCGCCCCGAGGAGGACCUCAAUGCAGCACAUGCCAUCCUCGACCUCAGCCAGCACGUGUUCUUGUCGCCGCGCGUGGAGCCGGCGCCCCCCGAGUCUGUGCCAGCCCCCCCACCACCUGCACCAUCACCGCCACCACCGCCGCCACCACCACCUCCGCCACCACCACCCGAACAACCUGCACAAGAAACAGUCACUGAGCGACCACGAGAGACCAUCGCAUAUACUUAUGACGCAUUUUUCGUCAGUGAUGGCCGUUCCAAGCGCAGAAACUAUGCAAACGCGCCCGUCGAGGCAAUUCCACCACCUGAACCUAAAUCAAAGUAUACGUGCAGCGAGUGUGGUAAGCGCUAUGCCACUUCAUCCAAUCUGUCGCGCCACAAGCAGACGCACCGCAGCCUGGACUCGGUGGCGGCCAAACGGUGUGGCGAGUGCGGGAAGGCGUACGUGUCCAUGCCGGCGCUGGCCAUGCACGUGCUGACACAUCAACUAUCGCACGUGUGUGGCGUUUGCGGGAAGCUAUUUUCGCGACCAUGGCUUCUACAAGGCCACCUCCGCUCUCACACGGGUGAAAAGCCUUAUGGCUGCGCACAUUGUGGCAAAGCUUUUGCGGAUCGAUCAAAUCUACGCGCACACAUGCAAACGCAUUCAUCGGACAAGAAUUUUGAGUGUACGCGAUGCCACAAGACGUUUGCACUCAAGAGUUAUCUAAACAAGCACCAGGAGUCAGCGUGCGUACGAGAAGAUGAAGACGAAUCGCCGUCGCCCGAGCCGGCCGCGCCCGUCUCCGCGUCCGGCUAAGGGCUACGCAAGCCGAAGCAACUAGGGACCGUAACCACCGCCGAAUGGUUUAUUCGUAAACAUAAAGUAUUAAUAUGAAUUUAGCUUCUUAGCGUAAUAUUAAAUUUACAAUAUGACAGGAGCGAGCGCGUCGGGCGGGCGCCGCAUCGCGCGCCGGACGCGCCGCGACACAAUCGAGCAACGUUUCGCAUACAACGAAUCACGUACGACCCCGUAGAGCCGCGGCCAACGCGGCCGCAGGCCGUAGCGUCACACGUCCCGAUAGCGGUAAUUUAAUAUUAAAUAUGUAUAUAGUCGUCGAUAAAAUAUACCCUUAUAUACAUAGAUGUAUUGAAAUAUGAAUGAAAACUAAUAUCUUUUGUAGGUGAUUUUUACAACCGCAAAGUAGGUUAGAGAGUAUUAGAGUGUAAGUUUAGCGUCGAGAUGCGAGAGCCGAGCGCCGAGGUCGCGGGUGGAGGGUCGCCUCCUCCGUCUCGGUGAGGAACUUGCCAAAACUUUCCGUCCGAAGCUCCGCACACACGCCGCCGCAGCGCCGCAGCGCACCGCGGCCCGCGACAGUGCCUUACCUCUCGCCCCGCCGCGGCACCACCCCCGCACGCGCGCACUACUUCCUACUGCUCACCCUCGCUACUACUCGUUACUUAACACGCUGGCAACGUUCUCAAAUUCCGUUUGCGUUAACUCUAACUCAAUCUACGGACCUUGCUCGUAUUCUAAAUGAAUUCCUAAACUGUUUUCAAACCUCAAAAGUUGAAAUAUAUCCAUACUUCAUUUUCUAUCAUCUGAUCGGGUUGUUUUUAAAUUACACAAAUAAUUAGUGUCUGAAUUGAAGUACCUAUAACUCGCAAGUUAAGAGUGCGGGGGCGCGUGAAGGGCGAAGGCGGGGGUCGGUCGCCCUGUGGCGGCGACAGGGCAGGGCCGCGCGCCACAGCGUGCAAGCCUUUAGUCGAGCGUGUGUCUUUAGGUGACAAGUCAAACGUAACUGGCAAUAAACUAACUUAGCAUAAGGUAGCAUUAACGUAGGUUAACGAGGCGAGCACGAGGUGCUCGGUCAGAAAUGGGUAUUCGAAAAGCAAUAAUAAUGUAGGUAAAGUCGCGCACCGCUGUCAAAUAGACGCAGCAGACUACAUAUUCUAUUGACCCUGUAGUUCUCCGUAGAUGUUAGCUGUCCCCUACAUCGGCGUCACGGGCUCGACUUCGUUCGUACGAAAGUAUUACGCUAUAAACGCGAUUAGUAGGAAUGUAGCAGCUAGUAUGUAGUGUUGAAUUUGGCAGGUUCGAGUUCUGCCCGCGGGGUCGAUGCCUUCCCUUAGUCUAUUAGUUGGUGCCUCGAGUCAAUUCGUCGUUGGUGUUUAUUUAAACCCAGUCAAUUAAAAUAUUUUCCAUAAAAGUUCCUGUAUUAUAGCAAACCGUUUUGGGAUUUCUCUUUAUAAAAUUUUCUAUACCUUUUGAGAUAACUUUUAGUUUUGUGUGCAUUGCAUAGUAUUUGGUAAAAAAUAUUUUUUAAGUCGAAAACAACGGUAACAAUACCAGAGGAGAUAAAUCAAUUGAUUUGGCAUUAGAUGAAUGACUACAGUUACUUUUUCAAUUGUAUGUUUUGUGUGCUGAAAAUUAUUGGAAUAUUGUUACUAAAUUCUUUGAACCUUCACUUUACAUGCGACAGGAAAGCCUCUAGAGGCACUAAACUGAACACUAGUAAUUAUAUUCCUUAUCCAACAUACUCCUAAUAGUAGCUGUAGUGCCACAUUUAUCUACUUUCUUAGAUACUAUAGUUCUCUUCCCUUUAAUACAUUAACCUUUUGAUCGCCGACUGAUUAGUUUAUCUAAGACAUUUAAUCAUUAAUAUAUUGAAGAAUAAUACUGAUAUUAAUAAUAAAUAGUAUGUAUUAAAUAAUAAUAGAUUAGACAGUGUACAUUUGGGUACAUUGUACCAAAGCGGCGAUCAUGUGGUUACAAAAUAUUUAUUUUAUAAUGUUUAGGGUACGCCAGACAAAGGUGACGCGUGAAAAGCAAUAUUAAGGUAAAUCAAUAAGCAAUAUUAUGUGGUAGAGUCGAUUGGCUAAAUUUAAAAUUAGAAUAUUAGAUAUUUUGGUGCUUUGGAGUUAUAUUGAACUAAAUUGAAACGAAAUUAACAUCGAAUAUUGAGUAAUGGAUUGUUAUAAGAGCGACCACGUCUUCAGUUUAGAAUGUACUCAAAUAAAUCUAUAUACAGUCUAUUAUCUAUUGACCUACUGGUUUCCCUUCCCUUUCAUCUUCUUUCUAGUAUCUAGCCUUACUCCUAGUCUAGUUGAUCUAUGUAUACCCUCUAAUACUCCCUUCUUCGAGGAACCCUUUCCUAUUCUUCUUAGCUCUCCCUACUGGUCUAAAGUAGAACUAGCAGACUAAUUGCUUGUAAUGUAAAAUAAAAUUAAAAACGAAGAUAUUUUAUUCAAAUAUUUAUACUAACGUUAUUGUAAUUGUAGCAGUUAUGCAGUUAGGUAACUAACCAUUAAUAAUAACGAAACCAACUUAUAUUAUACAAAAUAUAUAAUAUACAUCGUAAUGUAAAUAUGUCCCUGUGUACCAAAUUUCCCUUCUUUACAAUUUUUGUAGAUGUAGAAUUAAUGAAUUAUCUUUAUAACUAUACAUUAAACCUGUACUAUAGCGACCGGGAAUCUGGUAACGUUACUUAGUAAGUCCACCAUUAGACUUGAUAGUGUACACAUAUAAUGUAUUAUAUAACUAACUACCUACUCCAGUACCAACUCGCGCCGACGAAACUUUACAUUCCCAUCGCCGGUAAUACUUUUCACAACUAAACGGUUUUAAAAAUCAAACCUCCAUUUACCUUAGUCAAUAGAUACGAUACAAAUAAAAUGUAAAUGUAAAAAGUACUUUAACGAAUGCAAGGUACACACGAAAUAUUUCCAUUAAGUCAACGAGUUAAGUCGAAGUUGUGUAAUUUCGAAUUCAUAAGGAUCUUUAAAUUAAAUUAAACUCAGUGAUAUAACUAAAAAAUUGUCCAAAUUAGCAAUACGAUAAGCAAUAUUAAUUAAGAUAAAGUCAAGGCCGUAAACGAAGUUAGGAUUGUAAAUUAGAGACGAACUCACCACAUAAACAUUUCAGCCACGCAGAGCACGAACUUACAUACAUACAUUCCACAUUAUAAUUAAUUCAUUUCCAAAGACUACGUAUGCCUCAGUUAAUUAAAAAAAAAACACAUUUAGGUCACAUAAAAACGCUUUGGAGAAUUCAUUAACGUUUCGCUGGCACAGCAACACAUUUGCCGUCAAUUUCAAAUAAUUAUUUUGCAACGCCUGCAAAAUGGCGCGACACAGUUUUUAGCGCGCUUAUAUUUAUGUGAACACAUCAAAUUGUGCACGUGAGCGUCCGAAGCAGGGAUAUUUCACCACGACAACUUUGUAUGUCGGAUUACAUUAGAUUUUACUGAGUAAUCAAAUAAAUAACACCGUGGGAAACGUACAAUAUGGCUGCGUAUUGUAUGUUUUAGUACAGAGUCCACGUGCACCGUAACAUUAACUGUGAGCUCACACUAAGCCACUCCACGACUUAGAAUGAGCUGGGAACGAACAUCAUCAAUGCUUCAACGCUCCAUUAUAUCCAAAAACAAUGCACACUCCAUCACAUUCACCAAAGUCCUAACAUCGUUUACAAAAAGUAUACAUAUUUCUAGACACUUACUAUAAUACCUAGCAUACGGCAAUAAUAUGACUACUAUAAGAAGAGCAAUAAUAAAAGCAAUAUUAUUUUAUAAAUUUAGUUGUGGGAUGCGGAAAUUAAAUUUGGCUAAGUAAGUAGACUGGAAACUAAAGUGAUAUGAUGUUUUAUAAAAUUUCGUUGUUUCUAUUGCUUAGGAUAAAAAAUAUUACG
Messenger RNA from Spodoptera litura, 5283 nucleotides. RefSeq lists its product as uncharacterized. The record is from RefSeq and is a predicted model, not a curated record. NCBI's taxonomy places the organism in Eukaryota, Metazoa, Arthropoda, Insecta, Lepidoptera, Noctuidae. Gene Ontology annotation, molecular function: DNA-binding transcription factor activity, RNA polymerase II-specific; RNA polymerase II cis-regulatory region sequence-specific DNA binding. Gene Ontology annotation, biological process: regulation of DNA-templated transcription.